AGGGGUGGGUGGCAGAGAGGAGGAGUAACAGCUUUGGGAGUAGCUCAGCAGAAGGUGUAAUAAAGGCAGGGCAUCUCUUUAUGUUUGCCUGCUUAAAAGACUAAAUCUGCUCAGAUUCUAUAGUCACAUCAACGGACUAGGCAUGUCUGUUUAGAGCUUUUCACAUCACACAUUAUAGCUGCUUGUUUAGACUAAGGUGGAACUUAGCAAGAUGGCUUCAAAUCCUCCUGGACAAGGCUUUCAGAAUAAGAACAGGGUUGCGAUCUUGGCUGAGCUAGACAAGGAAAAGAGGAAGCUACUGAUGCAAAACCAAUCUUCCACAAAUCACCCUGGAGCCAGAGUUCUGCAGCCACUCUUCCAAACAUAUGAACUCCCCAUCCUGAAGACUAUGGACCCCUGUAUCUCUCUAGCUAGAUCCUCCCUUAACAAGGAUUUUCGUGAUCAUGCUGAGCAGCAGCACAUAGCUGCACAACAAAAGGCUGCUCUGCAGCAUGCCCAUGCACAUUCUUCAGGAUACUUUAUAACUCAAGAUUCUGCCUUUGGAAACCUUAUUCUUCCUGUGUUACCACGACUUGAGUUAGAGUGAGAGAGAAUCUUUGGAAUGAAGAACAUCAGGGUUCAUCUAGUACAACAGCUGCUAUCUUUCUAAUCCUCCAGUUGGUGGCUUGUGAAAAUAAGAGAGGACUCCUAGCUGAAGAUAUUUUAUUCAUUGUAAUGACUUUAAUUCUUGAUGCAGACAUUUUCUUUUCAGGGGACAUUAAACUACUUAAAAUGAGUUCUGAGGCACCCUGUUUUUUCUUUCCUUCUGGUCCCAAAAUUGUUUAUAACUAUUAUGUACUUCAGUUGGCUCUUUCUGUUCUUGUAUUUAUUACAACACACUAAGCAUAGCACAUUAAACAAUUUAAUAUAGCGCAUUAAAACAUCACAGUGCUUUACCUGCAUUAUUUCAGUAAUCCUUACAUCAACCUUUUAAGGUAUUAUUAUUCUGAUAUUCCAGAUGAGUCUCUGUGUGAGUGAAACAGAGAAUGUGACUUGUUUGAAGCCACCCAGUGAGUUAAUAGCUGUGAGCUUUGAACAUAAGACCUGGAUCAUAGCUCACACUUCACCAUCAAUAAAGUGACUAUUGUGUAUUGGAAGUAUUCUGUUUUGGCAUUCAUGAAAAUAAACAGCCAGUCCUGGGUUCAAGUAUUUUCAAA
Molecule: messenger RNA, 1196 nt
Organism: Rhineura floridana
Lineage: Eukaryota; Metazoa; Chordata; Lepidosauria; Squamata; Rhineuridae
Gene: INIP
Product: INTS3 and NABP interacting protein
Exons: 6
Coding region: 212-586 (124 amino acids)
Biological process (GO): DNA repair
Cellular component (GO): SOSS complex; nucleoplasm; nucleus
Source: RefSeq, a predicted model, not a curated record